AGUUACGUUGGUACCUCCGCACGUGCAUCAGUUACAUAAUGAAUAAACGUCUUGGAUAAAUUCUUUUUGUGGAAAAUGGCAGGUAUUAUUCCACAAAGUUGUAAAAAUGCAUUCCGACAAGUACGAGCACUACAUGUAUCAGCUGGUCAACAUGCUGAAGCUAGGUUAAAAACUUUUUCUGUCUAUCGUUGGAAUCCAGAUAAACCUGAUGAAAAACCUUUUAUGCAAGAUUAUAAAAUAGAUUUAAAUAGUUGUGGUCCUAUGGUACUUGAUGCCUUAAUCAAAAUUAAAAAUGAAAUAGACCCAUCUUUAACUUUCCGCCGUUCUUGUCGUGAAGGCAUUUGUGGAUCAUGUGCUAUGAAUAUUGGUGGAACUAACACGCUUGCAUGUAUCAGUAAAAUUGAUGACAACCUGAGUGUUCCUAGUAAGAUUUAUCCAUUACCUCACAUGUAUAUUGUUAAAGAUCUUGUGCCAGAUCUUAAUAAUUUUUAUGAUCAAUAUCGAAGUAUACAACCAUGGCUUCAACGUAAUGAUGCUAAAGAGACAGGUAGUCAGCAGUAUUUACAAAGCGUUGAAGACCGUAAAAAGUUGGAUGGUCUCUAUGAGUGCAUUCUCUGUGCUUGCUGCAGUACUUCCUGUCCAUCAUAUUGGUGGAAUGGUGAUAAAUAUUUAGGGCCUGCUGUUCUUAUGCAAGCAUAUAGAUGGAUUAUUGAUUCAAGAGAUACUCAGACAAAAGAACGUCUUGAAAAAUUAAUGGAUCCAUAUUCUGUUUAUCGUUGUCACACAAUUAUGAAUUGCACCCGUACUUGUCCAAAGGGACUUAAUCCUGGAAGAGCAAUAGCAGAAAUUAAAAAAUUAUUAGCAAAUGUUGCGGAGAAACCUAAGCCAGGACUAGACACUACAGCUUUGCAUAAUUAGAAGGAUAAGAAAAAUAUUUCACAGCUCAUUUUAAUGUGUACGUAAUUAUUUAAUAGUUUAAUUUUAUUCAAAUGAUGCUGUUAAAAUUAAUAGUAAACCCUUUUUAAUAGAGUAAUAAAGUAAAGAUUAAGCCAGUU
Messenger RNA from Polistes dominula (European paper wasp), 1055 nucleotides. It is a transcript of the gene SdhB, whose product is annotated as Succinate dehydrogenase, subunit B (iron-sulfur). Gene Ontology annotation, cellular component: mitochondrial membrane. Gene Ontology annotation, molecular function: electron transfer activity; 2 iron, 2 sulfur cluster binding; oxidoreductase activity. The record is from RefSeq and is a predicted model, not a curated record. Gene Ontology annotation, biological process: respiratory electron transport chain; tricarboxylic acid cycle; aerobic respiration. NCBI's taxonomy places the organism in Eukaryota, Metazoa, Arthropoda, Insecta, Hymenoptera, Vespidae.